AUGGAGUGGACUGCAAAGAUUAUCAGUCGUAACCGCAACGUUUUGAAGAGAGCAGAGAUUUAUGAUGCAGUAGCUGUUGCGCAAUAUCCUUUUUCUCAUAACUGUAAUGUUUGGCGAGCAUUUGCUAAAUUGUGGGGACCAACAAGCAAUACUCUCCAUCAUAUUGGUGGUGAAAUGAGAAUCUCAUUGUAUGAUCUGAAAACCAUCGGAGAGUAUUUUUAUAGAGGAGAACAAAUGUUUGUUGGUUUGAAAACUAAGCAGGCUCAAGAUUCCCAUUCUAAAGAUUUCCAAAAGAAGCCUCAAAAAAGCCAAUUAAGACAACUUCCUUUGCAGGUUUCAGAAGUUGGUAUGCUCUUUGCAUUCCUAUCACUAUGGUUAAGUCGUUUCGUCCUUCCUACCAAGGGUGGCAACAUAAGGCCUGAAACUUUUUAUAUGGCCUCUCUGAUGGCUCAAGGCACGAGAGUGUCACUCGCCCCCAUAGUUUUGGGAUACAUUUAUCGCACAUUUAAUGAGUACGUCGCAGGUACGAACGAAUUUGGUGUUAGUCGGGUUUUUCUUCCAAUGCACUAUGUCAUCGGAUGGUUAGCUGAACACGUCCCUUAUUUAUAUUUUGGUUGGGAAGACAACAAUAACCUGCCUUUGUUGCGUAAAUAUGCUAGAAUCGAGCUUGAGAAAAGAACUAUGACUGGAAGUAGGCAUAUGAUACGCGACGAACAGCAUGUCCGUUACCGCCCAUAUUCAUAUCAUGAAGAGAGAGAUACAGAUUACUUAGAUGAUGAAGACUUAGCCGACGAGAAAUUUGAACUUUUAUUGUCCAUGCGUGCAGCUUUACUCCCUGUGAGGGUAGGUGGUGUUAUAUUUGUGGAACUGUACUAUCCAAAUAGAUUCGCUCGCCAGUUUCGUUUUGACCAAGGCGUUCCUUCAGAUAAGUUUCGUUUUACGGUUGAUGCGAAAUAG
Morus notabilis is the source of this 957-nucleotide messenger RNA. RefSeq lists its product as uncharacterized. The coding region runs from base 1 to 957 and encodes 318 amino acids. The record is from RefSeq and is a predicted model, not a curated record. Lineage: Eukaryota; Viridiplantae; Streptophyta; Magnoliopsida; Rosales; Moraceae. The transcript is spliced from 2 exons.